AUUUAAUUGUUAUACACCAAAUUCUGUAUAUGGAAUUGAAACAAAUGAAAGUCAUUGUCCUUCUUUAUUAUUAAAUCAAGAAGAACAAGAAAAUGAAGAAUUACAAUGGCAAACAGCUCUUCAAAAUAAUUUAUAUACUUGUAAUAGGCCUAUUUUACUAGAAGAUCAUCAAUUAUAUAAUAUUCUUUUUGUUCGUGAACAUAUUUCCUAUAAUUCACCAAUUGAAACAAAUUAUUACGCAUGUGAACAUGGUGAUAGAAUUCAACUUUGUUAUUGGUGUGAAACCGAAGAUG
Scutellospora calospora is the source of this 293-nucleotide messenger RNA. The record is from the annotation of a GenBank genome assembly. Lineage: Eukaryota; Fungi; Glomeromycota; Glomeromycetes; Diversisporales; Gigasporaceae.